Messenger RNA from Acaulospora morrowiae, 462 nucleotides. The record is from the annotation of a GenBank genome assembly. Lineage: Eukaryota; Fungi; Glomeromycota; Glomeromycetes; Diversisporales; Acaulosporaceae.
AUGGUGAAGAAGGAAGGCAAACAGCAAGAGAAUGGUAGAGGAGACGAACAAAGAAAAAAGAAAACGAAUAAACAACAGAAAAUGAAUAAGGAAGACGAACGGCAAGAAAAUAGUAAGGGAGACGAACAAAGAAAGAAAAAAAUGAAUGAACAACGGGGAGGCGAAUGGCAAGGAAGGGAGGUAAAUGAACAACGGGAAAAGCGAAUACCAAGGAAGGAAGGAAAACGGCAAGAGAAUGGUGAGGAAGGCCAACAAGGAAAGAAGAAACAAGGAAGACAAGACGAACGGCAAGAAAAGAAAAAGCAAGGAAGACAAAACGAAUGGCAAGGAAGACAAGACAAAUGGCAAGGAAAACGAAUAGUAAUAGAAUGGAAGGAAGAAAAACGGCAAGAGAAUGGUGAGAGAGACCAACAAGGAAAGAAGAAGCAAGAAAGACAAAAUGGAUGGCAAGGGAGACGAAUG